CGUAAACAAGGAGGAAUGGCGAAACGUGGAAGAGGUGGAUUCAUGUUCGGCAUGGUUUCCAAGGCCUCUGUUCUCUUCAUGAGAUUCAAUUCUGGGUUUCUUAUAUCGCUGCUAGUGAAAGGGUUUCAUUGACUUGACCCAUAACAGAGUGGUUAUUGUUCCUUCGUGGUUACAUCGAAUCAGAGUGUCUUUCCAGAAAGACAGUUGAUUCUGAGACCAAAUUAAGGAGAAAAGAAAGGAAAGGAAGAAACGUCAAAAGAACAUCCAGCUUGAAAAUUGGAGGAAAGCCAAGAUGAGCAAGAUGUCGACAAACAGUGACAGUGAUGAUGACAUCAUAUUGUUCCCUAUCACAGAUCUUAAUGAUGAUGACGACAAUGAACACGAGUCGUCAGAGCGCAGUGACAGUGACAGUGACAAAGUUGAGCAGAAACCGAAGAUGCUCAUGUCCCUGCGACAGAGGAGACUCUCAAAGGCACUGGCUGCUGCAGAAAAAAUGCCCAACCUAAACAUCCACAAGAAACACUGGUUUUCCGCAAUCCGACGAGCGCGCAACAUGGAAGACCCAUGGUCGGUGUUCCACAUCGAGAAUUUGCCGGCAGAGAAGGUUAUCAGACACAGGUACAACGCCCUAAAGAAGGUCUGGACCAAGGAUGAGGUGGUCGUCAAGAUGGAAGAAAAAGCUUUUAACCGGGGGGCAAUGAGGCAGUGCUUUAGAAUGAAGAAGUUGUCCAACUUUUUGCACUCUCAUGACUGGAAACAUGCAGCUAACUAUGUGGCUAAACACUACAUAGAGGAGGUGGAUAGGAAUGUGUACUUUGAGGACGUCCGUCUGCAGAUGGAUGCCAAGUUAUGGGCAGAGGAGUACAACAGACACAACCCACCCAAAAAGGUGGACAUAUUCCAGAUGUAUGUGCUGGAGUUUACAAACAGACCUGGCUCCCCUCUCUACCAUCUGGAGCACUUCAUGUCUGGAGAUUACAUCAAGUACAACUCUAACUCUGGCUUUGUUGAGGAGACCCUGAGACAUACUCCACAGGCCCUGAGUCACUUCACAUUUGAACGAUCUGGUCACACUCUGAUCGUGGUGGACAUCCAGGGGGUGGGGGAUCUGUAUACAGACCCACAGAUUCACAGCAUUGAUGGUACAGAGUACGGGGAUGGCAAUCUGGGAGCAAAGGGCAUGGCUCUCUUCUUCCACUCCCAUGUCUGUAACAACAUUUGUCACAGCCUGCAUCUGUCCCCCUUUGAUUUGGCCAAAUCAGAGGUAGCCACGCAGAAAAAGUUCAUCAAGAGACAGCAAAGUUUUGACCACACGGAGGUGCGUGGUAAGGAGGAGACGUGCGUGAGUGCGUCCCCUAUUGACAGGUUUGAUCUCACAAAGUUCCUGGCUAGGCAGCGCUCUGUCUCCACUAACAGCAGUGGUAACGGGUCCCCAGACAUCGGAAGUCCCCUGACAGAGGAGGAUACCACGGAGGAUGACCCCAUGUCCCCUGAUGGCUUCAUGGGCAGGGUGAGGCGUACCAGGUUUAUGAGCGAGUCGGACUCCAUGUCUAUGACUGAGGAGGAAGACCGUGAAGCCUUUGCAAAAGCAUCGCGCAUGAAGGCCCGACCGUCAUGUAUCGCCAACGAAAUCAGCCUACUACAGCUGGCAAACAGGAAGCUGGUUAUAGGGGACUCUGUUCUGGGCAAGAUCCAUCAUGAAAUGGCCAAGUACCACGAGCUGGGACGGUUCUCCACAAACACCAAUGGCAUGGAGCCUGAGGUGGACUGGGAGGCUGCCCUCUUCCAUGAGGAGUAUGCCGCUCAGCUGGGAGUCAUGGAGGCUAUUCUCACAUUGGCCAAACUCUACCUGGGCAUACAGAGGGAUGUGCUGGUCAAUGCCACAGUGCAGCCUACAGAUGAGAACAUCAACAAAGGGCUGGACUACAUGUGUCAGGCAGCUGAUGCUGGGGACAGAGGAGCCAUGUUGUUUAUGGCCAGGGCGUUCGAGACUGGCCAGGGGCUAGGCACCAACAGAACACGAUCUUGGGAAGAUGCGGCUGAGUGGUAUGAACAAGCCAUUAACACGACAGAUAAUGAUGAGGGAGGGGAGUAUGAUGCUACCAUGGAUGACCCGGUGUACACUAUACAGGCCAAGCUAGCAGAUAUGUAUCUAGAAGGGGGUUAUGGGCUGGAGAAAGAUCCCAGCAAAGCAGGUGAUCUCUUCAAUGAAGCGGCAGAAGGAGCAAUGGGUGCCAUGAAAGGUCGCCUGGCAACAAAGCUAUAUUCAAAAGCAGAGGAGGCUUAUGCUCUGGUUGAGGAGGAAGAGGAGGGAUAGGAGGAAAUAGAGGAGAGAGAAAGAGGAAAUAAUGGUAGAGCGAGGUGAAAGCAAUGAGGUGAAGAAUACAAACAUGCAUAUUAUACUUGUAUAAUGGGGGAAGAAUAAGGCUGAGGAGAAAGAACCCUGCUGCACAUCAUCGCACAAAUUUGAAUAUCUAUAAGUUUAUGUAAACUUUACAACUCUUAUUGAUGUUUUUCUGUAAAGGGUAACUUUAUAUAGCACUUGUUGUGUAUGCAUAGAAUCUUCAUACUGCUGGGGUUUUUUUUGUUUUUUUUUUUCAGACAUUCUGUUUAUGUCUCUGAUAUCUUAGCCUGCAUGGCGUAGAACUGUUCUCGUCAGAGCUAAGCCACAACUAAUUAUGGUCAAACCGAAUAUGUGCUUCAGUAUUAGAUGCACUUUUAGACCCCUUUGUGAUGGGAAUAACAAUUUGAACCUGUUCAGACAUUCUUUGAGACUGCCAUGUUGUCCAAUCAUAUAUUUUGUAAGGAUUUGAAUACCGUUAUGAGUAAUUGUGUGUUGUAUUACAAUAUGUGGUUAACAACAGGUUUUAUAAAUUUCUACUUUUAAUAUGGGUGAGUGCUGCCAUUUGUUAAUAAUUAUCAAGAUUUGAUUUUCAUAAUAAACAACUAUUGUACAUAAUAACAGUGUUUUACACCAACCUAUUAAUGUGAUUUUCUGAACUUGUAAGUGCAGUCGUGUAGGAACUGCUUAUUCUAGCGAGUAAUCGUUUCUCCAUUUCAAUUCUAUUUGUAUCUAUGCAGGUUUAUUUUGCAAGUAGAUUGAAAAGGGACAUAUUGUCUUAUGUUAUACUGUUGCACAUGGAGACCAUGGGGGUGUAUGAAAAAGGAAUCUUAGUCAUUUUUUCAUCAUUAUUAAUUUUUUAUUAGUUGCUUUUUGUGUUAUGGUUUAAGCCAUAUAAGAGUUCUUUCAAUCUUUUGUCUGUUUUUGUUUUUGGUGCCAUGCUGUACGAUGUAAUGUAUUAUGCAUAACAUAGAGUAGGGAAUGCCCUGGUUUAUUGAACAAUGCUUUGUGGGUAUUCUGCCUACAUGUAAAAGUCAUCGUAUUAUGCUGAUCCAGAAAACUUAAUAUCGUUUAUUGUAUUAAACUUAGAUGUCAGUUGUAAUUGGAAAUAAUAGCAUAUACACAUUUGUCACAGUUCAAUUUGUAUCUUUCAUUAUCAUGUCUGAAUUUCAGGAUUUAUGUUGUGGAUUAGAUGUUGAGUGUUUUCUUUUCAUAAACUAUGACAGUUUGGUAUUUCAAUUUGAUAAGUGGAAUGUAAUUAAUUUAGUUGGAGUUUAUCUGGUCUAUUUUGCGACUGAAAAAGUAAGCUUUAUUUUGUGACCUUUGUAGUAUUAAAAUGAGAAUAAUUGGAAGAUUUGUUUCAACUUUUCUUAAAUUUGACUGAAUUAUUCAUGGCAAGCAUUAUACAAAGCAUUUGGAUGAGACUACUUUUGUUUUAUUAAAAUAUGUAAUGGCUUCAAGCUUCUAGUGGUGUUAGCUUAACAGUUGUUUGAGAAAUCGGAAAAUAGCUGGUGAUAAUAUUGCAAAAUGCAUAAUGCUUUGAGAACAGUGUACUAUAAGUAAUGCACAAUGAGGAAUGCCCUUAUUGUUGUGAAGCUUAUCCGUAGUUUAUAUUAUGUGACUUUUGUUUUGUAUUCUGUAUAGCAACAGCUAGUAUAUGUAAAUGUGUUAGCUAAAGGUGGUCAGUAGCUUACAUUGUGCAUCACUGUAACUCAUGACAUACAGCAUUCCACAUUCAAAUGGUUUUAUUUUUGCACUGUGUUAACGGUUGGUAAAUAUGUAAUUCCCAACUUAGUGUCUCUGACAACAGUUAAAUUCCCCGUUAUUGGCACGGACAAAAAAACAAAACAACAAAGCAAAGCAUCAUGCAGUUUAACAUGAGUGGGAAUGCACAAUUUGCUUAACCCUAGAGGAAAUAAAUAAAUCUUUUGUCAAUAGUUUUCCCAAACCUUAAGAUCUCGCACAUGGAACGGUAGACAAGAAGUGCCGUGCUCGGCGUAUGAAAUGUGAUGUCACAAAGGGAGAUAACUCACAGGUAAUAACAUCCCAAGAUGACGAGCAAUGUUCUCCUAGCAUUUUGAACGUAUAUUCCCAUUUUGGAGUGAAUUGUUAUAUAUGUUUCUAUAAUCCUAGUCUGGAAAUACCAGCCAGAGUCUUUAUAGUAGGAUUGAAGAGACCAAAAGUGGUGUCUCUGUGCUGUGAUUGGUGUCCAUGCACUAAUAUUGCAGUGUGAAUCUACAAAUACAUUAACAUCUUGGAAAUGUGGAUAUGGUUAAAUAGGAUUUAAGGUAUAUGGGUGUACAUUAACCAGUGGCGUUUGUGCAUAUUUGUGCAAGUGCCAUUGUUUGUGUUUAGCUGUGUGAAACAACAAGGUAAGUUUAGUUUGAUUUGUUUUCUGUGUAUCUUUGAAUUCUUGUUGCAUUUUUUUUGUUGGUUUGUUUUGAUUUGAAUUGCAGUAGCAGUUGUACAUGUAUUAUAUUUUGUAUGAUAUCUGUUACGUAAAGUUUGGAACAGUGCUAAAUAGUAUGCCUGUCGAAAUAGGUGAACAUUAAUAUUUUGGCAGAUGAAUACAUAUAGAUGUAGCAGCCCAUAUGAUGUGUUACAAAAUGUAGGAUUGUUUGAAGUGAUGCCACCUGUCUUUUGGUCAUCCAACCUUUGCUGUAAUUAGGGGUAGAUUAUAACAGUAGUUUUGGCCAUUACUUCUGCCUUUAUAAUUGUUAAGUGAUAAUAUUGUCUUCAUGGUUUGCCCUACCUUUGUCUGUAUUUCCACACUGUGCUGGUGGCUGAAUGUUUUGAGUAAGUGUCCAUGCAUAAUGCAGAGUUUAAACCAUUACACUGAAAUGGGUACAAACAGCAAUAUGACCAUACUGACCAUUCACCAGAAAUGCAUUGCCACAUUCUGAACUUAAAGUGCUCAAGAUUGAUAUUUACAUAAACUAAUAUUCCAUGGUGAGGAAAUUUUCUGUGAUCUGCUUACUGUGCCUCUGAGACAUAUGCCCCCCCCUACCCCCUCUGGAGAAGUAAGGAAAAAAAUUGCUAGUCAGUUCAUCCCUUCUGACAUCAUAUCAGGAUUAGUAACUGAAAUUGAAAUUUCAUUCAGCAUUUUCUCACAUCUGUUAGAGGCGAUGAUGAACUUUUGCGGUAUUGGGGUUAGACAGCUAAUGGCCAUCUUGGCAGGUCCUCGCUGUGAAGCUGCAAGUGUAUAUCAGAAGUCCUUGCCCCUUAAUUAUACCACACGAAUGAUAACCUUUCAGUCUCCACGUAUUUUGUACAUAAAGUGUUGUCUUUGUCAUGUUGAAAUAUUUACUUCCUUAUUAUUAGUCCACUAUUUUUCUAGCUGUAAAUGUUUGUUGGGAGAAGGAUUAACCGUUUGUGUGUGUGCGCGAGAAACAAAGCUAACCUUGCGAUAAAAUAUAGAGUUCAAAGGUAAAAUGGUGCAAAAUGUUACUGACAUAGGUCAUGUAUGAGAGUGAAAGAUUGAUGAACCAUAUAGAAAGACUAAAAUGUCAGCUAUUUUUCAUCAUAAUAUGCCUGUAUUGCUGUAAAGGUGUUACAGUUCUGAAAAUGUCGGACUUUUCUUUUAAUUUUCCGGAACAAGGGCGGCAUCAUUUAUCCAAGUUGUAAAUCCAUUCGAAGAUUAAACCAUAAUAAUUUAGUCUGUUCAUUAUUUCAAAGCAUAAUUGAGCAUUUAAAUUACCUGCUACAUCAAGCCGUGUUUCCUAUAAAAAAAGCCCCGGAAACAUCACACCUAUAUGUUAUUGUUAAAUAGCCCUGCCAAACCUGACAAGAGGGCUGUCAUUGUUAAAACUACUUUUACACUCCGUUGUUAAUCUUUUUAUAACAAAUUCGUUUCCAGGGUUUGUAAAUAAUGCUCACUUUGAUUUAUUUUACCAUUCUACUUGAAAGUUUCUAUGAUUUUUCCCCCCGAGAAGCUUCUUUGUACCAGAUUUUCAGAAAAUAAAGACUUUGUCCGACUUGAAAA
This is a messenger RNA of Liolophura sinensis, 6323 nucleotides long. Its product is annotated as eukaryotic elongation factor 2 kinase-like. Gene Ontology annotation, biological process: myosin II filament disassembly; protein phosphorylation; response to differentiation-inducing factor 1. The coding region runs from base 293 to 2317 and encodes 674 amino acids. The record is from RefSeq and is a predicted model, not a curated record. The transcript is spliced from 12 exons. Lineage: Eukaryota; Metazoa; Mollusca; Polyplacophora; Chitonida; Chitonidae. Gene Ontology annotation, molecular function: calcium ion binding; ATP binding; elongation factor-2 kinase activity.